This is a messenger RNA of Gekko japonicus, 2218 nucleotides long. RefSeq names its product adaptor related protein complex 3 delta 1 subunit (gene AP3D1). Gene Ontology annotation, biological process: anterograde synaptic vesicle transport; neurotransmitter receptor transport, postsynaptic endosome to lysosome; synaptic vesicle membrane organization. The transcript has 21 exons. NCBI's taxonomy places the organism in Eukaryota, Metazoa, Chordata, Lepidosauria, Squamata, Gekkonidae. Gene Ontology annotation, cellular component: AP-3 adaptor complex; endosome membrane; terminal bouton. The record is from RefSeq and is a predicted model, not a curated record. The annotation marks the transcript as partial.
GCGAUGGCGCUGAAGAUGGUGAAAGGGAGCAUCGACCGCAUGUUCGACAAGAACCUGCAGGACCUGGUGCGGGGCAUCCGCAACCACAAAGAGGACGAGGCAAAGUACAUCUCGCAGUGCAUCGAUGAGAUCAAGCAAGAGCUGAAGCAGGAUAACAUUGCAGUGAAAGCAAAUGCUGUUUGCAAGCUUACCUAUCUGCAAAUGUUGGGUUAUGACAUCAGCUGGGCUGCCUUCAAUAUUAUCGAAGUCAUGAGCGCAUCAAAGUUUACCUUUAAAAGGAUUGGAUACUUGGCCUCCUCUCAGUGCUUCCACGAAGGAACGGAUGUCAUCAUGCUGACGACCAACCAGAUCCGAAAGGAUCUCAGUAGCCCUAAUCAGUAUGAUACUGGAGUUGCACUGACCGGUCUGUCCUGUUUCGUGACUCCAGAUUUGGCUCGAGACUUGGCAAACGAUAUCAUGACCCUGAUGUCUCACACCAAGCCUUACAUCAGGAAGAAGGCAGUGCUAAUCAUGUACAAAGUGUUCUUGAAAUACCCUGAAUCCCUUCGGCCUGCAUUCCCUCGCCUUAAGGAGAAACUGGAAGACCCUGAUCCCGGGGUCCAGUCGGCUGCUGUGAAUGUUAUAUGUGAGCUCGCCCGUCGUAAUCCGAAGAACUAUCUCUCCCUCGCUCCGCUCUUUUUUAAGCUGAUGACGUCCUCCACCAACAAUUGGGUCCUCAUUAAAAUCAUCAAACUGUUUGGUGCCCUCACUCCACUGGAACCCAGGCUGGGGAAGAAGCUGAUCGAACCCUUGACCAACCUCAUACAUAGCACAUCAGCCAUGUCGCUCCUCUAUGAGUGUGUGAACACGGUGAUAGCAGUAGUGUUCCCUCUAAGCUCAUCACUUGCCCAUCAUAGAGCAUCAGAACAACUGUGCGUGCAGAAGCUGAGGAUUCUCAUAGAAGAUUCAGACCAGAACUUAAAGUAUUUGGGACUGCUGGCGAUGUCCAAAAUCCUGAAAACCCACCCCAAGUCCGUUCAGUCUCAUAAGGAUCUCAUCCUCCAGUGCCUGGACGACAAGGACGAGUCCAUCCGCCUCCGCGCCUUAGACCUUCUCUACGGAAUGGUGUCCAAAAAGAACCUGAUGGAGAUAGUGAAGAAGCUGAUGAUCCACGUGGACAAAGCCGAAGGGACGACCUACAGGGAUGAGCUGCUGACCAAAAUCAUUGACAUAUGUAGCCAGUCCAAUUACCAGUACAUCACCAACUUUGAAUGGUACAUCAGCAUUCUGGUAGAGCUGACCCGGCUCGAGGGCACCCGCCACGGGCACCUCAUCGCCUCCCAGAUGCUGGACGUGGCCAUCCGCGUGAAGGCCAUCCGCAAGUUUGCCGUCUCUCAGAUGGCAAUGCUCCUGGACAACGCCCACCUGCUGGCUAGCAACACCCAGAGGAACGGGAUCUGCGAGGUGCUGUAUGCCGCCGCCUGGAUAUGCGGGGAGUUCUCUGAGCACCUCGAGGAGCCGCACCAGACCCUGGAAGCCAUGCUGCGGCCGAAGGUCACCACCCUCCCGGGCCACAUCCAAGCGGUUUACGUCCAAAACAUGGUGAAGCUUUACGCCUCGAUCCUGCAUCAGAAGGAGCAAGCCGGCGAGAAGGAGGCGGCUCAGGAGGCCACCCAGAUGAUGAUCGACCGCUUGCCCCAGUUUGUGCAGAGCGCCGACCUCGAAGUUCAAGAGAGGGCUUCCUGCAUCCUGCAGCUGAUGAAAUACAUUCACAAGCUUCAGUUAAAGGAGGUGCCGGUGGCUGAGGAAGUGAUCGCCUUGUUCGCUGGGGAGCUGAACCCUGUGGCCCCCAAAGCCCAGAAGAAAGUUCCAGUUCCGGAAGGACUUUCCUCCAUGCUGACUGCCACCUCAUCGUCUCCGAUAACAGGGACCCUCAGUGUGGUGUCCAUGGGGGCCAUGGCGCCUGCCAGCACCCUUCCUGGUGCCCAGCAAGCGGUUUUAGAGACUUUGUUGAUGCCUGGCUUCCAUGAUGAAGAGCAGCGGCACUCGCGGCACCGGCAACCUGAGAUUGACGAGGAGGAGCUAGCAAGGCGCCGAGAAGUCCGGAAGCAGGAGCAAGCAAACAACCCAUUUUACAUUAAGAGUUCUCCUUCCCCGCAGAAACGGUACCAAGAUGCCCCUGGCGUUGAGCACAUACCUGUGGUUCAGAUUGACCUCUCUGUUCCCCUAAAAGUUCCCG